GCGCUAAGAUACAUACGUUUGUUUGCCAAACGCCAUUAAACCUCGGAGGAAGAAGUUCAGAUUCACCCCGCUCUCUGUUGUUUUGUCGGGAUGCUAAAAGGUUAGAAAUGUUGUUUCUGUAAGUAGAAAAAUACAUUUUUUUGAAUCAGGUCAGUAAAUACCUGUAAUAUUCUGAUCCUCACAGUCGUGACUAAGUUUUGAAGCAAGCAGGAAUAUCCGGAGGAGUAUCAUCUGAACUGAGAUCUGCUGCUGUGAAGAUGGUGUUUGUUAAAGAGGAGAGUGAGGAGAACACGAGUGAACCAGAAACCUGCAGAAUAAAACAUGAGGAACCAGAACCCUGGAGAAUAAAACACGAGGAACCAGAACCCUGGAGAAUAAAACACGAGGAACCAGAGCCCUGCAGAAUAAAACACGAGGAACCAGAGCCCUGCAGAAUAAAACACGAGGAACCAGAGCCCUGCAGAAUAAAACACGAGGAACCAGAAACCUGGAGAAUAAAACAUGAGCAACAAGGAGAGUUUAUUGAAGAAAGUGAGGAGAACCAAGAAUUGAGUGAAGUUGAGGAGAAAAAUCAUAUCAAAACUGGAGAAAAACAUUUGAGUUGCUCUCAAACCGAACAGAAAGAUUUACAGAAAAGAAGAGCUAAGAAGUCUUUCACCUGCACUCAGUGUGGAAAGAGUUUGACAAGCAAAUAUAAUCUUGAUGUUCACAUGAGAGUUCACACUGGAGAGAAACCGUUCACUUGUGAUCAGUGUGGGAAGAGUUUCACACAGUCGUUAAGCCUUAAGGUACACAUGAACAUCCACACUGGAGAGAAACAGUACAAGUGUUCACACUGUGACAAGAGAUUCAGUCGGUCAGGAGACCUGAAGAAACACAAGUUAGUCCACACUGGAGAGAAACCGUACACAUGUGAUCAGUGCGGGAAGAGUUUCGCACAAAAAGGAAGCAUUAUGACACAUAUGAGAGUUCAUACAGGAGAGAAACUGUUCAUAUGUAAUGAAUGUGGAAGGAGUUUUGCACACUUAGAAAACCUUAAGGUACACAUGAACAUCCACACUGGAGAGAAACCUUAUAAGUGUUCACACUGUGACAAGAGAUUCACUCGGUCAGGAGGCCUGAAGAAACACAAGGUAAUCCACACUGGUGAGAAACCGCACACAUGUGAUCAGUGCGAGAAGAGUUUCACACAAAGAGGAAACCUUAUGACACACAUGAGAGUUCAUACAGGAGAGAAACUGUUCAUAUGUAAUGAAUGUGGAAAGAGUUUUGCACACUUAGCAAACCUUAAGGUACACAUGAACAUCCACACUGGAGAGAAACCUUAUAAGUGUUCACACUGUGACAAGAGGUUCACUCAGUUAGGACACCUGAAGAAACACAAGGUAGUCCACACUGGAGAGAAACUGCACACAUGUGAUCAGUGUGGGAAGAAUUUUGCAUUAAAAGGAAGCCUUAUGACACACAUGAGAGUUCAUACAGGAGAGAAACUGUACACCUGUAAUCUAUGUGGAAAGAGUUUGAAAUGCAAAUAUAGUCUUGAUGGUCACAUGAGACUCCAUGCUGGAGAGAAACCAUACACAUGUGAUCAAUGCGGGAAGAGUUUCACACAAUCAGUACAUGUUAAAGAACACAUGAGCAUUCACACUGGAGAGAAACCUUAUAAGUGUUCACUCUGCAACAAGAGAUUCAAUAGGUCAGGAGACCUAAAAAAACAUGAGGGGAUCCACCUUGGAAUGAAACCUUACAAGUGUUCACACUGCAACAAGAGAUUCAAUAAGUCAACAAAUCUGAAAACACAUGAGAGGAUCCACACUAGAGAGAAACCUUACAAGUGUUCACACUGUGAUAAAAGAUUCAAUCAGUCUUCAAAUCUGAAAACACACGAGAGGAUCCACACUGGAGAGAAACCGUAUCACUGCACUGAAUGUGGGAAGCGUUUCAAUCAUUCAUCUGCGCUACACAGACAUACAAAAAACAAUCACAAUAAAGACCCGUACACACGUACACACAUUUAGCUGUAUAGGUAAAUAUUUUGUAUUGUAUCGGCGUUUCGUCCAGAUGGAUCCAGCACUUUAGGAGCAUGAAACUGCUAUUUUUUUAAAAAUAAAAAAAAAUAUUGGAUAAAUCUGAAAAUGACACCUUUGCGUUUUGUGUGCACAAUCAGUCCAUAUAUUUUUUGAAACGAAGAUGUCAUUGCCCUAUGUCUCGACCCCAGUCAGACACCGCUACAUCACGUAACAGCAACAACAACAACAACAAUGGUGGACUACAUGCUUGUGUUUGUGCUGUAGAAGCUACUGAGCCUAUUAACUUUACCAACUUUACUAGCUUUUCUUGUUAUGUUGGGUUUGUAUGUAGUGCGCAAGGUUUAUGAACAUGAUCCAAGUCCUCUUCUCUGUUCUUAGUGUAUCUCUGUGGCAGGAUUACAGUGCCACAUACUGGUCUGACAUGUAUACUACAUCAUUUUAAGUCGGUUUCAGUGGUUUCGUGUGUACGCAGAUAUUUCUUGAGACGACGAUGUGUUUACGGAAGAAUGAGGAGAAAAAAAAAAAAAAGAUUGGAUAGGGAAAGCUUUGCCUUCAUGUAGAUGAGCCCAACGUAGAUCAUCUUCAGAUCCGGCAUUUUCAGAUCUGAUGCUGUCUUCUCACCAAAUGUGAAACAAUAAUGCAUUAAUCCAUUAAUGAUAAUGGAAUAUCAUCUGGAUAAAUCAGUUCUAGCCAGUCAUUGCACGUGACAUGACAAAGAAACAUUAUCUAAAGUUUCCACAGUGAAUAAAUUUCAACUUCAUCUUCAAAACCAGCAGAUUCAACUGCGAGAUUCAGUUCAACUCAAAGAUGGAGAUCCUCCCCAAAGAACAAUGUCAAAAUUAUUGUGUAUAAUUUGGUUAAUGAUAUAAAUGAUAUCAUUGUGUUUUCUUAUGAGUUUCAUAUUAUGUUCAAUUGUCUUAUAACGCAUGUGUAUCACUUGUAGUUUGCUGACUCUUUCAUGAAGGAAAGUAGAAGCUUUUUACAAACUGUUCAUGAUCAGGAAGCUGAUGAAGAGACUGUAACACUUUUAAGAGAGACUGAGAUUUUUUUUUUUUUAAACUGUUCUUCAUUGUUGUUUUUAAAAAUGAUUUGAGUUAUUCUUCUGCUUAAGAUAUAUUUUGGAAACGCAGAUGCAAGAUAUACUGUCAUGUGGCUUUGUAAUUGAUCCUUCUUUGCUUCUCUUGUAAGUAGGAAUGGAUACCUGAACCCAGUAUUAAACGAGACCUGGGGCUAAAUUACGAAAGACCGUAGUAUCGAUAAUGUUAACUGUUCUACUUUUGGUGCUGGUAAAUUAAGAAAAUACACUUAUAAUUUAUUAUUGGUGCAUAAAUAUUAUCAAGCUAACUGUAUCUUGCCAAAUGUUUUCAUAUGCGAUAAUAUCGAGACAUUUGUCACUGAUGCGUUUUUGCAAUCCAGAAGCUAGAUCUCUAUUGUACUUUAGGUCUGCUUAACCUAAUUUUAUUUUAGAUUUAGUUUGACUUCCAAGGAUUAUGAAAACGAUAUGUUUGAGGUUAGAACGCAAAUGUCCUAUGCUUGUAAAUGUGGUUAUUUGUUUAAUAUUGGGAAUUUCCCAUGUGUAUUAAAGUUACAUAUCUUGUAACAGUAGCGGACAUCAGAUGAGCAUGAUGAACAUCAGAUGGAUGAGAUCCUCCACAUAUGUAUUACACAUGAUUAAGUGCACAUUCUGAAAUCUGAAUGAAGUUUUAUGCUAUAAAUUUGCAUAUACCUUAAUUCACCUUGUAAUUAAUAGUAGAUUAUUCUUCUUACUGUGUUAAGAGGGUCGGUGAAUGUGGUCAGCACAAGAAUUACAGUAGUUUAAGCCGCGGUCACUCUAAACAUUGAGCAUGUGAAGUUUCACUGUAAAAUUGAGCAGGAAUGCAGGGAAAUUGGCUUGAGCUUAUGUUUCAGUGUCCCACAUUCACAUAUAAAUGGAAGUCAAUGAAACUGUUGGAAAUUCAAACACAGAUCAGGGAGACUUGACGUCUCUUCAGCAGGUUUCUUCAUUGAGAAUGUGCUGUGUGACGCUGCAGUCAUCAAAGUUCAACUAAAGCCACGUUUCAUUGUAGUUUAUAUUUUUUACAGCAGUGAUUCUCAAACCUGUCCUGGAGUACCCCAGCCCUACACAUUUUUUUAUGUUUCCCUCAUUGAUCACACCUGAUUCAACUCAUCAGCUCAUUAGUGGAGACUGCAAGACCUGAAGUGGGUGUGUCGGAUAUAGGGAGACAUACAAAAUGUGCAAUGCUGGGGGCACUUCAUGGAGAGGUUUGAACACCAUGGUUUUACAGAAUCAGUGUUCACCUGGGUGACAUCCUUAAAUAAAGAAUGCAAUUGAGGUAUUCGGGUAUCAUUACCUGCCCCAGAUUCUAGAGUUUGGGAUGGGGCUUCAUGAGCCAUUAAAGACAAUGGGAGAGAGUCUCUGUAAUCUGGCUCAUUUGAGUUAUGAUGAAGAGAACAGGAACCUCAUGCUAGAGACUUUGCUUAAUCAUUCAUCCAAUGUCAUAAUUUUUACCUUAAUUAGGGGUUCAUGUGCAGUAGUGACAUCUACACCUGUGACUCAUGUUGUACCAGACACAUUCUGAGGGAUGCUGAAGGCCAAAAUGCAUCAGUGUGCAAUGUUUUAACCAUUCUAAAUGUCUCUAUUGUAGUAGCCAGGUUGUGAAUAAAGCCUUUUAUUAAUUUUC
Messenger RNA from Onychostoma macrolepis, 4711 nucleotides. RefSeq names its product gastrula zinc finger protein XlCGF57.1-like. Gene Ontology annotation, cellular component: nucleus. The coding region runs from base 258 to 2018 and encodes 586 amino acids. Gene Ontology annotation, biological process: regulation of transcription by RNA polymerase II. The transcript has 2 exons. NCBI's taxonomy places the organism in Eukaryota, Metazoa, Chordata, Actinopteri, Cypriniformes, Cyprinidae. The record is from RefSeq and is a predicted model, not a curated record. Gene Ontology annotation, molecular function: RNA polymerase II transcription regulatory region sequence-specific DNA binding; DNA-binding transcription factor activity, RNA polymerase II-specific.